AAAAACAACAAAAAGCUUAAUAAAUGGUAAAAUAAUUCCAUCUUUCGUAUUACGACUUUAUGCAGGUGUAAGAAAACUAUGGCUUUCUAUACCCUAAGUUUUAAUUAGAUAUAAGAUGUAAAUAAAUACGUGAAAAUCAAUAGUAAUUUCUCAGUCAUAGCAUUAUUUAUUUGACAAUAUAAUGAGAAAAAAUUUAAUAUUUUUUUCAACAAAAUCAAUGAAAAGCAAACGGUAUUCAUCAAUAAAUUUGCAUUUAUAUCUAUAAAUGUAAUUUCAUUUAAUUAAUUUAGUAAGAACAUUAUGACAAGAUAAAACAUGAAAAAUUUAUUAUUGACUUGCGCAUUACAUCUAACAAAGAUAUCUAUUCUAAUAUCAUUAACGAUAUUUAUUAAGUAAAAAAUAUGUCUUUAUCAAAAAGUGAAACUGAAAAAAUUUUAACGCCAAAAAAUAACAAUCGGACUGACGUAGAAAUUUAUGUGAAACACACACGAUGGCUAUUUUAUAUUCUUGGGUUGUGGCCUUUUAUGUUUUAUACUUCAACAAGGCAUAAAUUAUAUUUAGCUGUGGUAAUACAAAUUAUUUGUUAUAUUACGUUGUUUUUCGCAAUAAUUCCAUCAUUCUAUCAUAUGUUUUGGUAUGAUAAAAGUGUCAAUGUGAAAAUAGCUCUAUUUGGCCCCACAGGAGUUUCUGUAGCGUGUGUUUUUAAGUAUUUUGCGAUUUCCUACCACUUGAAAAAUAUUAAAGAAUGUCUUAAACAAAUACAAAAAGAUUGGGAAAUGACAACAUGUAAGAAUGAUUGGGAAAUUAUGGUAAAUUAUGCAAAAAAAGGAAAUAAUGUCACUUAUUUUUGUAUUAUUGUUAUGUAUGGAGGAGGAGUUUCUCAUCAAUCGGUUGCCCCCUUCUUACCCGGCAGUCCAACAACGUUACUACGUAAUUCAUCCGAUCGACCGUUACUUUAUCCUACAUCAAUGUUUGAUCCUUAUUUCAACACUCAAAAGUCUCCUAUCUAUGAAACAUUUUAUUUAUCACACAUUUUAAUGGGCGUUGUUGUCUGUACUAUGAUGGUUAGCACGUGUAAUCUUGGAGCUAUUUUAGUCACUCAUAUUUGUGGUCAAAUUGAAAUAAUUAUUCGAAGGCUGCAGAGUCUUGAAAACUAUCAAAGUAAUGGCGAGAAUUUUGACCAAAGUUUAUCAGCAAUUAUUCAACGUCAUAAUAAAGUUAUCAAAUUAUCAUUGUAUACAGAGCAAAUUUUGCGUGAAGUGUGUUUAGUUGAAGUUGUUGCAGCAACUUUAUUUAUUUGCAUGGAUGAAUAUUAUUGUUUAUUGGCUUGGAAAAAUAAUAAUCAAAUUGGCUUAACGAUUUAUUCUAUAUUACUAGUGGCAUUUAUUUUUAAUAUAUACAUUUUUUGUCACAUUGGAGAAUUAUUAAAACAACAGUUUGGUAAAAUUGGAGAUUCUAUUUAUGAAAUCAAUUGGUACAAUUUUCCUCAAAAAAAUUCUUCAAAUUUAGUUAUGAUGAUAGCUAUAAGCCAAAAUCCUCAACAAAUAACAGCUGGUGGUCUCUUUGAGUUAUCAUUCAAAGGUUUUUCUAGUGUUUUAAAAACAUCAGUGGCGUAUUUGAACAUAUUGCGAAUGAUGGAACUUUGAAAAUUUAGUUCUAAAUACUUGAUGAGUUAAGAACUAAGGUUUUUUUUAGUUUAGAAUAUUUACAUUCUCACCAUCAACUACUUAACAAUACUUUAAAAUAAAAAGAGACUAUAUAAAAAUAAAACGUAUAACAGUGUAAAUUUCUGUAUUGAAAAGUUAUUGACAAAAAAAAGGCUUAAUUUCCCGGUGAAUAUCUUCCGAAUAUCUCAAGUAUUUAAUAUUCCUCAACAGUUUUAA
Cotesia glomerata is the source of this 1883-nucleotide messenger RNA. Its product is annotated as odorant receptor 4-like. The record is from RefSeq and is a predicted model, not a curated record. Gene Ontology annotation, molecular function: odorant binding; olfactory receptor activity. Gene Ontology annotation, cellular component: plasma membrane. Bases 402 to 1646 code for a protein of 414 amino acids. Gene Ontology annotation, biological process: sensory perception of smell; detection of chemical stimulus involved in sensory perception of smell. The transcript has 5 exons. NCBI's taxonomy places the organism in Eukaryota, Metazoa, Arthropoda, Insecta, Hymenoptera, Braconidae.